UUUAACCAAUUUAUGAUACUUUUAUUCUUACCCUGCCAAUAACCGUUCUUCCAGGAGCUCAUUUUCAAUCCUCCCCUCACAGUCGAAUCUCUUUAGGUCCGUCUGUGAGGGGAGCUAUCUACUUUUCCAUUAAGAGUAUUAUUUGAUACAUUAUGACUCAAAAGAAGAUAAUCCUACGAUCAAGGUCAAUGAAAAACAGGAGGAAACAACAACCUCUCUUGCAACCAUCACCAACCAACGGGAGACUGGCGGAGAUGGCCGGAGGCACCACGGCGGAGUGCGCCGCGGUGUGGUGUUGUUGUCCUUGCACAUUGGUCAAUUUGCUUGUGCUUGUCGUAUAUAAGGUCCCAACAAGCAUAUGCAAAAAAGCGCUAAGAAUGCGAAAGAGGCGGCAAAUGAUGAAAAAUGGUCUCCUUCCGAUCCCAUCAUACACCGGUUCAAGUAGGGGAACACUGACCCCGUGUCGGUGCAACACCCCUUUUGAAGGGAUAAUGGAGAAUCGAACCGAGGGCGAGGAUGUGACAGCGGUGGUGAUGAUGGGUCGUCAUGGUUAUCAGGUGAGUUGCGGCAGUGAUGAAUUAGACAUUAUAAUGGAUAAGGAAUUGAUGCACUUGGAAGAGGAAAUGUGGGAUAAGUUUUAUACUACUGGCUUUUGGAGAAGCCCUUCCCAAAGAGAAAUAAAGAGUCAACAACAUUGAUUUUUUGGUCCUUUUUUUGUUAGCUGGUCUUUUUUUUUUUUUAUAUAGAAGACUUCCUAUUUUUUUAUGUAACUCUAAUUUUUCCUUUAUCUUUAAUUAGUUUGUUUUUGGGUACUUAAUUGUAUUUUAAUUAAUGGUUUGGGUUGGGUAAGGAAGAUAUGAUGAUUUAAGGGUAAUUUUUAUUUUUUGUUAUUCUCUCUUAUUUUUAUUAUAUUGUGAAUGGAUCGAGUGGGGUUGGAUUAUGGUUGUUAAUUAAAGAAAUGAGUGUAUAUAUAGUAUAUCAUACAAUUGCGGAGCCAA
This is a messenger RNA of Spinacia oleracea (spinach), 998 nucleotides long. RefSeq lists its product as uncharacterized. NCBI's taxonomy places the organism in Eukaryota, Viridiplantae, Streptophyta, Magnoliopsida, Caryophyllales, Amaranthaceae. Bases 153 to 698 code for a protein of 181 amino acids. The record is from RefSeq and is a predicted model, not a curated record. The transcript is spliced from 2 exons.